AGCCAGCCGCCUCCCCCGUGCCAAACGAACAAAACGAAUUAUACUACUACUCGUUCCAGGAAGAGUCCAAUCAUCGCCUACAUGUUACCAUCACCUCGGCCCGUAUGCGCUACUGAUCCAAUAAGCUUUUUUAGAGGGGGAAAGAAAGUCGCAGUUCGGUGGCGGGGGUGGCGAUCGGCCGGCCGAUAUAUCCGGGGGCUGGCGUCGUGGGUUUUGUUUCUUCUCUUGCGCUGCCCGGGGAAUCGGUCGUCGGUCGUGACCGUGUGUUGUUUUGGGCUGGGUGAUCUUCCAUGGCGUCCACGGCGUACGCGCGGGGGUCCAAGCCGCCGGCCGGCCCCGGCGAGCGGAGGCAGCCGCGGCUGGCCAAGGAGCUGAGCAGGAUCGAGCCCAAGAAGCUCGGGAUCGGGCUCGUCGCCGGCUGCUGCCUCGCCCUCCUCACCUACAUCUCCUUCGCCCGCCUCUUCGCCAUCUACUCGCCGGUCUUCGAGAGCACGUCCAUGGUGAUGAAGAACGCGCCGCCUGCGUCCACGGCGGUGCCCAGCACGGAGGAGGCCGUGCCGGUACAGAAGAAGAUCGAAGUCGAGGGCGGUGAAUAUCUGGCUGGAGGCGGCACGGAGCCGAAAGAGCCCGGCUUUCCAGAAGAAACAAAGAUCGAAGAAAAGGUGGAGACCCCAGCGGAGACAGAAAGCACCCAAAAAGAGGAGACCGCGGUAACCAAGCCAGAUGGUGGCGAUAAAACAGAAGAGGUCAAGGCCACGAUGACCUGCGACGAGAACGCCGUGGACGAGGGCUUCCCCUACGCGCGCCCGUCCGUGUGUGAGCUCACCGGCGACGUCCGGGUCAGCCCCAAGGAGAAGACCAUGUUCUUCGUCAACCCGUCGGGCGCCGGCCCGUUUGACGACAACGGGGAGAAGAAGAUCCGGCCGUACGCCCGCAAGGACACCUUCCUGCUCCCGGGCGUCGUGGAGGUCACCAUCAAGUCCGUCGCGUCGCCCGUGUCCGCGCCGGCGUGCUCCCGGCGCCACGACGUCCCCGCGGUCGUCUUCUCCACGGCCGGCUACACCGACAACUUCUUCCACGACAACACGGACGUCAUGAUCCCGCUCUUCCUCUCCACGUCGCACUUCGCCGGCGAGGUGCAGCUCCUCAUCACCAACUACAAGCCGUGGUGGGUGGCCAAGUUCGCGCCGCUCCUCAAGAAGCUGUCCAACUACGAGGUGAUCAACUUCGACAAGGAGGCGGACGUGCACUGCUUCCCCGGCGGGCAGCUCGGGCUGUACCGCGACCGCGACCUCAUCAUCGGCCCGCACCCGACCCGCAACCCGCGCAACCUCACCAUGGUCGACUACAACCGGUUCCUCCGCCGCGCCUUCGGCCUGCCGCGGGACGCCCCCGCGGUGCUCGGCGACAAGACGGCCGUCAGGCCCAAGAUGCUCAUGAUCGAGCGCAAGGGCACGCGCAAGCUGCUCAACCUGCGCGCCGUCCAGGCCCUCUGCGAGGAGCUGGGGUUCGAGGUCACCGUGGCCGAGGCCGGCGCCGACGUGCGCGCCUUCGCCGCGACGGUCAACGCCGCCGACGUGCUCCUGGCGGUGCACGGCGCCGGGCUGACCAACCAGAUCUUCCUGCCGACCGGCGCCGUGCUGGUGCAGAUCGUGCCGUGGGGCAAGAUGGACUGGAUGGCCACCAACUUCUACGGGCAGCCGGCGCGCGACAUGCAGCUCCGCUACGUCGAGUACUACGUGUCCGAGGAGGAGACGACGCUCAAGGACAAGUACUCCCGCGACCACUACGUCUUCAAGAACCCCAUGCAGAUCCACGCGCAGGGGUGGCCGGCGCUCGCCGAGAUCGUCAUGAAGCAGGACGUCAUGGUGAAUGUCACCAGAUUCAAGCCAUUCCUCCUCAAGGCGCUUGACCAGCUGCAGGAUUAAUUAGAGCGUUUGUUUGGGUUGUUUCGUUUAUGUGGCACCGUUUCCAUAGGCUUCAGUGGAGUUGGGGUAUAGCUGAUGAUGAGUUUCGUUUUGUAACUUCAACCAAAGUCAAUUCAUUUCAUUUCUGUUGUA
Triticum urartu is the source of this 2060-nucleotide messenger RNA. RefSeq names its product beta-1,2-xylosyltransferease XAX1. NCBI's taxonomy places the organism in Eukaryota, Viridiplantae, Streptophyta, Magnoliopsida, Poales, Poaceae. Gene Ontology annotation, molecular function: glycosyltransferase activity. The record is from RefSeq and is a predicted model, not a curated record.